This is a messenger RNA of Cyprinus carpio (common carp), 3224 nucleotides long. Its product is annotated as cysteine/serine-rich nuclear protein 1-like. Gene Ontology annotation, biological process: regulation of transcription by RNA polymerase II. NCBI's taxonomy places the organism in Eukaryota, Metazoa, Chordata, Actinopteri, Cypriniformes, Cyprinidae. Gene Ontology annotation, cellular component: nucleus. Gene Ontology annotation, molecular function: sequence-specific DNA binding; DNA-binding transcription factor activity, RNA polymerase II-specific. The record is from RefSeq and is a predicted model, not a curated record.
UGCGUCACACGCCAGGAGGGAGUUUUCCACUGACGAAAAGACUGCGCUGCUCAGCCGUCUGCUUCAGACAAGAGGAACAGCUUCAGCUGCUGCUUCAGUACGCCGAGCGCACAAUAGCCACACGGACAGAGCGUGAUCUCUAUACGGAUAAACGCGCCAUCGUAUCACUUGGAUUAUUACCGCUUCUUCUUUUCCUCUAUUGUGAUAUACUAAUGCUGAUCGGACACGUUAUUGAUCACCAAACGCUAGCGCCAUGAGCGGGGUUCUCAAAAGGAAGUAUAAGGAGGUGGAGGAGGACCAGUGUUACUCUUCCUCCUCCCCUUCCUCUCUCUCCUCCUCUGCCUACUCAGAGUGGGACUCAGAUGGGGAGAGCUGCUACUCCGACACCCUGGAUUCAACCCCCAGCAACCCCAGCUCCCCAGCAACAUCCUUAAACACCACAUCUAUCCUGAAGAAGGCCAAGCGCACACGGCGAGGCAAUGUGCAGUUUGACCAGGUUACGGUCUUCUUCUUUCCUCGCUGUCAGGGCUUCACCAGCGUGCCAAGCCGGGGAGGUUGCACCCUUGGCAUGGUGCAGAGGCACAGUGCCAAGCGCUGCUACACGUUAGCGGAGUUUGCCAUAGCACAGCGCCACCUACGGCGAGAGAAAAUCAAAAACCGAUUGAGGGAGGAGAAACUGGAAGCUCUGAAGCUGAAGCUUACCAAAAAUGGUACCCAAGUGUCCGAAGAGGCUGACAGGUUGACUAUCGAUGACAUUCCAGAGGAUGAAAUUGACCUCAGCGGAGUAAACUUGGAUGAUGGCUCUUUCCUGCAUCCCUACCCCUCUAAGAGAAGAUACGCCAUCCUCAAAGCCGCUGGCGUGAAGAAAAUCGAUAAAGAUGAGAAGCAUCAACUGCAUGAGUUGCGUGCAUCAAGAGAAGACUGCGGAUGCGACUGCCAGGGCUUCUGUGAGCCGGAGAGCUGCAGCUGUAGUCUGGCUGGGAUCAAAUGUCAGAUGGACCAUUCAUCCUUCCCAUGUGGCUGCACUAAAGAUGGCUGUGGGAACACAGAAGGCCGCAUCGAGUUCAACUCCAGCCGAGUUCAGACCCACUACAUCCACACUAUCAUGAAGCUAGAGCUAGAGAAGCGUUUGCAGGAGCACACGCCAGAGAAUGAGACGCCCUCUGAAGAUCAGCCAGACUGCAGUUCCCCAAGCCACCCAGCAGAGAGCAGCACCACGCCAGACAGACCCACGUUUCACUUCAACUCAGAGCUAGUAGCUUCGGGAGAGAACAGUUGUAGCAGCGACAUGACCGAUUCAUCUAGUUCUUCAGGCCAGAGCGAGGACUCAGAAUCCACGGAAAAUGCUCAGAGCGAGCAGUCGCCGCUAGGCGUCGACGAAAACGGACUCACGAGAAUCCUAAGCUUUAGCGACACAGACAAUGAGGAUUGUUUUGUCAGGGAGCGCAACAAUAACAACAACAAUAACAACAACUGCGACUACCAGCUGAAAAAGAGUGAGUUAAUGGGCUACGGCAUCUUCAGCACGACAGACAACAUGACGGACAACAGCCGCACAGCCAUGUCUGAGCUCUUAGACGAGAACGCUAAUCAAGGUAACGCCCUAUUCCACAGCACCUCCGUCCCCCACACGCCCUCGCCCUCAAUCGAUCACUCGGCCAGCUACAUGGACCUGAGCCUGUCAUCCGAAUCAGACCUGGAGUUCUUUGACAGCUUUCCUUGUCUUGGACCGAGCUCGUUGUACAACUCCUUAAAGGAGUACGAACACAUGGACACCUUCUUUCAGUUCCAGCUGCCUACUUACCCCACUUCCAAGGCCACGGACCCAGGCACAUGUCUCCUGGAGUCUCUGAUUGGCUUGUCGGAUUCUGUCCCAGAACCGCCGGCCACCUUCACGGACAAUCAAAUGCUAGAAGAUGCCAUGAAGCUGUCAGUGAUGGAGUCUGUCAAAGUCUAAUGGGGGAUCACUGUACAAAUGAACUAGGUGAUUGUAAAUGAAUUCUAUACAUUUAGUUUUUCUUUACUUUAUGAAUGAAGACCCUCCAUCCCAGGAUAUCAAUAUUUGCAUUAUCUGCCUUUAAGAUGUUAGCAUUAAGUUAUUGUAACAAUCUUUAUUAUCAUUAUUGCCAUUGCUGUGGCAGCUAACAUUUCAGUUCAAAAACAAGUCUGGCCGACUAAAUUUUUGAAUUUUUGUACAUAUGGCCAGGAAGGUGAAGAUCUUCUCACCCACAUUGGAGGUAUUAUCAACAUUUACCAUUAUUAUUAUUAUUAUUAUUGCUAUUAUAAGGUUAUUUAUAUAAAUUCAGAAGGGGCACCAGUGGGAGUCAUAAUGCUGAUUAUGUAUCUCAGGGACUUUUUCUAGCUUUCAGAAGCAAUGCAUUUUGACCAUCGCUGUUAUUUGGCGUUUUUUCAGAGAAUUUUCACCAAAACAAACAGCAUUUAAACGAGCCCUUUUGGAGGGGUCUCUUUUUGGACUUGAGAUGGUGGUCUGCACUUUUUUUUGCAAAGCUAGAGGAAGACUCCUGUUCCACAAAACGGCUUCUUGGGAUUUACUAACGGUACACAAAUCCCCCAGAGACUCCUCAGUUAGCACUUUAUCUGUGAUAAAAAUGAACCAAUCAGAGCGCAGAUGGGUUCAUGUCGGCCCCAUUGCCUCUGAAUCUAAGAUUGUUUUCAUGCCAUUUUAUGGUGUUGGAUCAUCAGCACAAGGUGGAGAAAAGUGAACACUUUCCUUUUAAUUUAUUCUACACGCCGCAGAUAUCUCAUAAUGUAACUGAUAUCUGUUGACCAUUAUUUCAAAUUGCUUUUAUUUAUUCUUAGCAAGUUAUUUAUUUUUUUUCUCCGAAUGCCAGCUGAAUAUUAUCUGAGCCACACUGUGCUCGGGAGAAGUGGAAAUAAUGCAGCUCGUUCACGUUUCUCACCUACAUUAACCUGUGUGAAGCACAUCUUUAUGUUUCAGCUGUGGAGGAAGGGGCACCAACUGCAAAGUAUUUAAUAAUCUAUUCUAUGAAGUAACACUUUUUUUUUUUUCACAUUUAGAAUUUCAGCAUUAGAACUUAAUUUAUUCAUGGUUUGGGCAAUAAAGAGAAAGGUGUGUUUAACAAAAGAAAAGUUUAGUCUUUGUGCCUGUUAACACGAGGAGUCGCUGUUUCCUGUUUAAUGAAUGAGAUGAUGCUGUAUAACCUACCUAUUGAUUAAAAAUCAGUUUCUGAUGACGUUGCCUA